This is a messenger RNA of Penaeus monodon (black tiger shrimp), 643 nucleotides long. Its product is annotated as proline-rich proteoglycan 2-like. The record is from RefSeq and is a predicted model, not a curated record. The annotation marks the transcript as partial. The transcript is spliced from 4 exons. Lineage: Eukaryota; Metazoa; Arthropoda; Malacostraca; Decapoda; Penaeidae.
AUGGGGAGUUUUGAAGUGGACCCCCCAAAGGGAGCCCCAACCGCCCAUGGCGGGCCACAGAACUCGGCACUCCCGCCGCUCGGUCACAGCCCGGGUACCACAUUGAAGUCGCCCAAGAACAAUGUGAAAUCUCGCCCCGGGGGAAAUUGUCUGUCACAGAUGCGAGAAUUUAAGACAUUGGAGGGGCGUAUACAGCAAGGACGGGUGUUCCCCAAACCCCUGCCCCGGGAAAGCACGCCUGCCCCUAAGCCUCAGGGGAUCACCCAGGGGUUGCCCGUGGGUCUUCUGGGGGGGGGAGCCAAAAGGCAAGGCCCACCUCCCCUGAGCCACCCCGAGUUGGUAUGGGGCCCGGGCGGUCCCCCACGCCCGGGGGGCCACAGCUCCGUACCUCUGGGGCCUCCUGCUGCUCCAAGAUCCCCCACGUUUAGCCUGGACUGCAAGGGGCCAGUUUCCCCUGGGGGCCAGAGAUCCAGAGCCCCAUUUUCUGGGACCCAACAUCGUAGGGGCGUAUACAGCAAGGACUGGAUGUUCCAAGCGCCCUGCCCCGGAAAAACAUGCCUGAGGUUUAAGCCCCAGGUGGUCACUCCAGGUGACGCCACCUUGCCGCCCCUGCAGACGCCCCCAAACAAAGGGGGUUUGGGAG